CUCCGCCUGUUGCCAAGAUACGGUAUUCAAUCAUGUCGCCCGCAGUAUCAGAGGAGUAGACUCUUAUGCAGCAUUUCUCUGCUAAAAAUGGCCGAUAAUCCAGACACGGUGUCUGAUGCAGCUGAAGACCAAGACUUAGUGACACCUGUUGCAGAACGCCGGAUAAAGGAUAAAGAAAACAUGGAAACAGCUAUAAAAGAAGACGAUUAUGUGACUGAGAAUGAAUUUGAGGACAGUGAGGAAAAGGUUGAGGAGCUUGGUAAGGAAACACAGGAAGAGGAUGAUGUGGCAGAUGUGCAAAGUCAGAAUGAGAAAUUAGAUGAUGAUGGGCAGGAGCUGAAGGAAGAAGCGCUUAUAUCUGAGUUAGGAGAUGCUUUGCCAUUUGAAGGAGCAGAAGAGACCUUGGAAGGUUCUCCUAAGUUCUGGAAGGUGGAAAAAGAGCAAGAACAGGACCAAGGACAGGCUAUUGCCAUAGACACUUCCACAGGGAUACCACCACCAUAUCAAAUUCCCCCAUCUCCUGAAGCAAGUCAUGACACUGAGCAGCAGGCAUUAGAGCCUGAGGCAAGUAGUAGAUCUUUUGCUGAAGACGAAGAUCGUCAAAAACAUCGCAUACCUUCUGCUCCCCACCUCCCUUCAUCUGAGCGGCCAGGAACAUCUCUGCAAGGCACCAUGUCAUCAUGUGCACUGAAUAUUGUUUGGUCAUUUGGACUAAACAAAAAUAUACCAGUCUUGAACCUGACAGAUGGAGUAAGAAAAGCCAUUAUGUACGCAUGUUCUCAUAUUGGCGUUGUAUAUGACUUUGAAAACAACAAGCAGUUCAUACUCCAAGCACAUCUAAACCCCAUCACCUGUGUGUGUGUCAGUGAAGACAAACGAUGGUUGGUUACUGGAGACAAAGGUGUGGAUUCCAUGGUCAAUGUGUGGGACACUUACACGUGCACUCCUAUACAGACUUUGUUUGAAGACGACCCUGAAGGAGGGGUAGUGGCCUUAGCCUUAACACCUGAUGCCAGGUAUCUUGCCACACUGAGCACAGGUCCAAUCCAGUAUCUCAAAAUCUGGGACUGGACUAUUGAUGGAGAAAUACCUUUGUGCUGUGCUAAGCUAAAUCCAGUAUAUGGCUUUCAGAACUAUGUUACUUUCAACGCAGAGAACAUUCAUCAUGUAGUUUCCAACAGUGAGACACAGAUCAUCUUCUACCAUUGGGAAGAGCGCUUCAUUGAGUAUUUUGUACCUCCCCUGACAGAUGAAGAUUUCAAUAGACCUGUAGGGCGAUAUUCUCAGUCUGUCUACAUGAGUAACAGUUCUCGUGCACUCACUGCUACCUCCAUUGGUAACCUUGUGGUCUGGGACAACAAUAAACCACUAACAAAAGUCAUUAGUACUGAACAGUCUGCAGACAAAAAGCCACUCAAGAUUGUCCGAGUUCAAGAAAGGGGCAUUAAUGUGCUGACCACAGCAGAGAAAUAUAUUGUGACUGGAGACCAAGCUGGGCAUGUGAAAUUUUUUGACCAGGAUCUUAAACUUAUUUACUGGUAUCAACAUUUUAACCUGGGGCCAAUUACCUCAGUGUCAUUUGCAGCUAAUCCAAGAUUUCAGCCCAUACAAAACAACAAUUAUCCAUCAGACACCACCAUUGCACGUCAAAAAUUUGUUGUACAAGACUUUGUUGUUGGGACCAGCAUAGCAACCAUUGGAAGUAUUACAGCAGAUGGAUCAAAAGUAAAGAUCAUCCAAAAUGAACAUGAUGCAGCAGUACAUGGACUUUCAACCCACCCUUAUCUCCCCUUGGUUGCUAUAGGCAGCUACUCUGGAUUAUUGAAAAUCUGGAACUAUGAAACAAAGGAAACAAUUGUGUCUCAGAAUUUUGAGAGUGGUAAUGCUGUGCAUUGCUUUGCUUAUGAUCCCAAAGGAGCUUAUCUGGUGGUUGGCUUCACCAAUGGGACUGUGCGUGUACUUGAUUCUCUCACUCUCAAAGAUGAACUUGCUGAGCCCUUUAAUUAUGCUCGUGGAGCAAUCACUCACAUUGCCUUUUCUCCGGACUCCCUUUUCUUCGCCACAGCUGAUGCCCAGUAUACUACAUCGUUGUACAAGGCAGCAUUAGACACAGAAUCGGCUCCCUUUGUCUACAUUGGUCGUUACCAUGCUCACUACAGGCCUAUCAAAGAGCUUCUUUUUGGGUUUCACUUAGACUCCAACAAGCCAAGACUUCUGUCUCUUGGUGCUGAUCGUAUGUUGGUUGAGUAUGACUUGGAAAACACAGUCAAAGAUAACAUCGUUUUGGCCAGUUCUGAACGUCUGGAGCAGAGUUCUGUUCCAACCUGCAUGACCUGGUACCCAGCUUUGACCAAGGAACACUUUAUCCUUACUGCAAAUGACCAGUUCAAGUUUAAACUCUACAAUGCUUCAACAAAAAUGUGCAGAAAAACACUCCUUGCACCAACUUAUGGGUCACCUGUACAAAAAAUGGCCAUAGUGCCCAGUAAAGUUGAUGAAGAAGCACACCGUUAUGUGGCGUACAUCACAGAUGACAAGGUGGGGCUCCUCAUCCUGCCUCUGGAUGGCAAUCCACACAACACCAUGGCUCUCAUCGCUCACCCAACUGGGGUUACCAACUUAGUGGUUAGUCAUGAUGGGCGCUACCUAUUCACAGCUGGUGGUCUGGAUGCCACAGUUCAUAUGUGGGAAGUCAACAUCAAUGCUUUGGAAGCACAAGCACGGCUGGGAGGCGAAGGCUUGCUGCCAUUCUAUGGGCUAAUGGAGGGUGGUCACAAUGGAGAGCUCUUCUCACAGCUAGAAGACUUCUUUUACUAUGCUCAAAUUCGAAGUCAAGGAGCAAAUGCAACAGAAACACGACAGGUGUCAACAGCAAUCCCUCUGGCAGAAGUACCUUUUGUCAUGCGAGCCCUGGGUUUCUAUCCAACUGAGCAAGAGAUUGAGGACAUGAUAAACGAAGUGAAAUUUAGCCAGUAUGUAGAGACUGGCCAAUAUGUGGAGGAAGUAGACCUGGAAACUUUCAUCAGAUUGUAUGUAAAUCACCGCCCAGCCUUUGGUCUGUCACCUGAUAAACUGCUUUGGGCAUUUGACACCCUGGGCACUCCCGGAUCAGUUGGACACAAAAUUGAGCGUGGCGAACUGUUGGAGCUCCUACAAAACAAAGGGGAACACAUGACAGAGUAUGAGCUAGCAGAGUACUUGAGUAUUCUGCUUGGCUUCAGCCCUGAUGAGGGCAGCGUUGAACUGAGUGAACAAGAUGCAACUCACCUGGGCGAUCUUAUUGACCAGAAUCUUCCACAGGAAAUUGAUGCCAACAUGUUUACUCAGGAAAUCCUUGGUUUCUCUACAUAUGCUGAUGUUACAGGGUCCUCUGCUGAGUGAUACAUGAUGACAUUGACGAGAUUCAAAUGACAAGUCUAGGAUGUGUUUAGCAAACGUGUUUAACAAACUGCCAGAAUAUGGAGCUGUCAUGGAUUUGUCAUGUAUCAACACAACUUAUUCAUUUAGCUCUUGUGCAUACACAUGUAUCUAGCUUCAGAAAACAAACACAGACAUAGGAACACAACUUAUUCAUUUCUGACUUGUGCACACAGAUGUGUCUACAACUUAUUUCUUCCUGAUUUGUGUAUAUAUACAUAGCUUUAGAAAAUAAAAACAGACCGAGUUUCACAAGAAAUAGGAAGUGAAAACAUUUGCACAGAUACAUGUAUAGACUUUCAUGCAAAUCUGUGUAUAUUUGGCUCACAUGUUUCAAUUUCACUUUCUGUAUAUAACUCUUAUUUUUGAGACAUUAAAUAUUUAUCAGUACAUAAAUACUCUGAAAUUUGUUAGGAGACUAUUAUAACUUUUUUUUAUUGAGUAGAAGGGUUAGUUACUUUCAUACACCAGACUUGGAAAAAAACAGUAAAAAGCGAGGCAAAGGAUGUCGGAACCACAUGGGCCCAACUGAGGUGGGGCUGCCCAAAACAGGGUCCGCUGGUGAGGUGUUGUUGUGGCUCUAUGCUUGUUGAGGAGUAACAAGGAAUAAAUUAAACUUAAGAAAUUUUGAUACACUGUGAAAAUAGAGUUUGGCUUGUGGAGCAAAAAGAAAACUGCUUCACGAAGAGCGGUCAUUUCAAAUACGCAAUAAAAAAAAAUGAGUGGUCCAUUCAAUGUGAAACAAAAUACCGAGACUGAGCCAUCAGUUUGUGCAAGUCACAAACUGUCUUUAUCUUGUGGGUGAGGGUUAAAGACCCUGGCUUCAGUAUCAGUGAAUGGAGGCAAAGGCAUGAGCUUUAAUAAAUGUGUGUCUGUGAUGGAAAGUAUCCACAUUUGAUUGUUAUCAUGCACAAAUAACAAGCCUGUAAUUGUUCACAUAUGCCUUGGUAUUUCCUCCCCCCUCUCUCUAUAUAUUUUCAUAACUUAAUAGAUGCAUGUCUUUGAUGGCCAUUAGCCAAACUUGAUUGUUUUUAUCAUGCACAAAUAGCAAGCCUGUAACUGUUCACACCAUAAUUUCCUGGUAUCCCACCAUCCCUCUCUUUCUAUAUACAUUUUCAUAACUUAAAAAAAUAAUGACAGCUAAAAGUUCACACAAAUCUCAUGCUUUUCUAAGACAAAAUUCCCCCCUCAAAGGAGUUUACAUUAAAGUCCCUUUAUAUUGUUGGUCAAAUGGAUCACAGAUGUGGUUGAACUGACUCAUGCAAUGGGCCAAAUCAUCUGGUGACCUUGAAAAUGGACUGUAUAACAUUCCUGGUAGUGUUGCUGGUCUAUUACAUUUGACCUAAAAGUGACUGAAAGACAAUGGUAAUUUUUUUAUGAUUAUAUUAAAUGAGGUUCAUAAUGAUUUAAAGUGCCAUAAAGUGUUAUUAAUUAAGCUGUUCAGAUAAUAUGAUAAUAUGUUUGGAUAAUAUGAAAAUUUCUCUGUCAGCAAACCAACAUUGAAAAUAAAGUACAGUAGGACAAGCA
Molecule: messenger RNA, 4944 nt
Organism: Pomacea canaliculata
Lineage: Eukaryota; Metazoa; Mollusca; Gastropoda; Architaenioglossa; Ampullariidae
Product: cilia- and flagella-associated protein 251-like
Exons: 27
Coding region: 88-3381 (1097 amino acids)
Cellular component (GO): motile cilium
Molecular function (GO): protein binding
Source: RefSeq, a predicted model, not a curated record